Messenger RNA from Hydatigera taeniaeformis, 699 nucleotides. The record is from the annotation of a GenBank genome assembly. Lineage: Eukaryota; Metazoa; Platyhelminthes; Cestoda; Cyclophyllidea; Taeniidae.
AUGCAUAAUCCAGCACCUACACGCAUUCGACUGCCUGCGUUCUGGCCCGACCAGGUUCAACUCUGGUUCGCCGCUUGUGAGGCCCAAUUUGCAGCCUACGGCAUUCAUAACCAGCAUGCCCGUUACAGCUGCGUAUUGGCCUUGUUAAAACCGGAGGACUGCAGUCUACUCAGCGAUCUCAUCCUCAAUCCAGACCUGACACUGCCAUAUGACCGCCUUAAGGCGGCUCUCAUUCAGCGUAGUCUCACAGCACAGUGGCGAAGUGCACGAAAAGAAACACCCUCGGCUAUUGUGCAUCGAAUUCGCCACGCCCUCUAUGAGAAGGCCGUGGAUGCGGAUGAGACGGCGUUGAAAGAGAUGAUCAUACCAUUCCUCCCGCCAGCAGUCCGCUCUGUACUGGAGCCGGUAAAAGAGGCCGCGUCAUUGGAUCAACUUGCCCAAAUGGCUGACCGGGUGAUGGCUAUGAAGAUGGAGGGCGAGGCCCUGGAAGCAGCUUUCGGAGAGAUGGUGUCGCAACAACAGCAACAGGUAUGGCGACAAAGACCCGGUAGGUUCAGAAGGCGUAGCACAAGUCGGAGGCCACGAACACCGUCACAACGUCAAUUCAUCUGCGAGUAUCAUAUGAGAUUUGGAGAACAAGCGAAGCACUGCCAUCCACCCUGCGACUAUAACUUAAGGGAGCAAAAAAUUCGCUCUUAA